Molecule: messenger RNA, 1561 nt
Organism: Magallana angulata
Lineage: Eukaryota; Metazoa; Mollusca; Bivalvia; Ostreida; Ostreidae
Product: GTPase IMAP family member 8-like
Exons: 2
Coding region: 16-750 (244 amino acids)
Molecular function (GO): GTP binding
Source: RefSeq, a predicted model, not a curated record
UUAAAACUUACAAUAAUGACACCACGUUCAAAAUGGCUGCGUAGUACAACCAUGGAAAUGUCCGAAUUCCCAACCCAAAAGGAUGUUCCAGUCUCUUUGGUUCUCGUUGUUGGUGGGAUAGGGCAAGGUAAAAGUUCCUUCAUCAAUUCUGUUACGGAGAAAUACGAAUGCAAAGUAGGGGACACUUGGGGUGUCGAUCAAACCAUAACGAAAGAGGUCCAAGAAGUUGACUUGAAGCGAAAGGAUGAUAUUAUUACUUUCAUUGAUACACCCUCACUUAGGACGCUGAAAUCUAGCCCUAAAUUUCAAGACUUGAGCAAAACUGGGUUCCAUGCUAUUGUUAUUGUAUGUUCCGUGAAGUCAUAUAAACCUGGAUCUCCAGUGUUACAAGAAGUGAAAAAUUUGUUUGGAGACGAUAUUUAUAGAUAUGCGUUGAUUGUUCUAACUUUUGAGGACUACUUAUCUGAUUCAACUGUCGAGGAGUUUCUGAAAGCUAACACGGAAUUGAAGGAAUUCUCGAAGAAAACGGGAGAUAAAUGUAUUGCUUUCAAUAAUUCACUAAAAAAUGGGAGCGAAGAGGCCAGUGAACAGAGGAAACGCUUCUUUGUGUACCUUGACGCAAUCCUCAGACAAAAUGAUGAGCAACCACUGCAAAGAAAAGGCGCAUGCGCACAAUGUUGUGUUCGACUUUGUUCGUGUUGUCGAUUGUGUUUUACGUGGUGUAAACAAAUCAUAAAUGGGGAUAGGUAAGAACAAAGCGACACCGGAAACCAUAUACCCAGCUGAGCUUUCCCAGUGGAUUUCUCUGAUAUUCCUCUUUGACAUAACAUAAACCGCAUUAACGAUAAUAGCAUUUUGGUGACUGAUCUUUUACAAAUAAAAUAUUUCAUUGAUAAUUUUGUUAAACGACAACAGUCUGUUAUCAAAAUACUUCAUGUUAUAAUAUUUAUAUUCUGUAUGAUAAACGUCCAAACUUUGAACAGAAUUGAUCUGGUGCGUUUCCAUCAUAUGACGUCAUUCACAUGUAAUUAAUCAACUUAAAAAACUUCUUAUUACUUUUAAAAAAUGCAAGAUAUUUAGAAGAGAAAUUAGUUUAUAGCCAGUAUAUAUUCUUGUGUGCAAAAAUUCGCUAUUUGGAUGCUAAAUUUUUAUCUCAGAGAGGCAUAUUUGAAAGACUUAAGAUCUAUGUAACGGAUAGUAUCAUACAUGUAUAUGGAUUUAAAUACCGUAAAUUUAGUUAAGAAUACACGAGUCUUUUAAUAAGGCGAUACAUUUAAUUUGUAUAAUAUUUGUUUAUGGUAGGAUAAAAAUAUGCAAUUGGCAUGUCUAGCCAUUAUAAACAAAUCGAUUAGGUUAAACGGGUCAAAAUCUGUUGGCAGGUUAACAUAUAAUCUUCAUAAUUUUUUUAGUCUUACGCCCUUUAUACUAAUUUUUGACUGACCAGAGUUUAGAGUUCAGGGUAUAUUUUCUUCCUGGGAACUAUUGUUGCCAUUAUUGUGUACUUCGUUAUCUUGUCUACAAGCAAUUUUCUUUUUAAAAACAGAUAAAAAAAAAUACACAU